Dentiscutata erythropus is the source of this 1332-nucleotide messenger RNA. Lineage: Eukaryota; Fungi; Glomeromycota; Glomeromycetes; Diversisporales; Gigasporaceae. The record is from the annotation of a GenBank genome assembly.
AUGGAAAACAUGUUAUUCGAUCACGAAAUCAAAAAUGAAAGCUUUAUUCCUUUUAUUUUAUUUUCGAUUGAAGUGCGUAACAUUGUUUCAGCCAAAUUUUCAAACUUAAGCAGUAAGGAAAUUUCAAAUUAUAUUUUUAAAUUAUGGAUGCAAUUACCUGAAGGUUCAAAAGCAAAAUAUAAAAAGAUGAUGACUGAUAUGAGAAAAAAUCUAGAUAUUUCAAGUGUUUUACCUGCGCAAAAGAAAAGAACAUUUUCUGAUAAUUUUUGUCCACACCCACAAUAUUUAGUACAAAAUAGUAAUUUAAUAAGAACGAUCCUUUCUUGCACUCUUCCUCUUUCAAUUGUUAAAAAUAAUGAAUUUAGACAAUUUUGUAGUUCACUUGAUUCAAGAUUUACACUUCCCAAUUGUGAUAGUAUAAGAGCCUCAAUUAUUAAUGCUUAUAAUCAAACGAACAAACUCAUUCAAAAUAAGAUAGUAGAAACUGCCCAGUUUGUGGCACUUUCUGUAGAUUUUUGGUCACACUCUUAUAUUGGAGUAACUUGUCAUUGGAUUACACAUGAUUUCAAAUUAAUCGAUGUCGUUCUUGAAGUAAUGAAGAUUCCAGAAGAUCAUGUUGCAACGGAAUUUUUUGAAAAAUUCCAACUUCUAUUAUCUAAACUCGGAUUAGUUCAUGAAAAUAUUGUUAGUAUUACUAGUGACAAUAAUAAUGUAAAAACAGCUUUGUCACAAAUGCAAAUUGAAAUUAUUCCAUGUUUAGCAAAUAUUUUACGAGUAAGCGUUGAAGCGGGAUUGCAAUGUGCUAAUGACAUUUUAAACAAGUCAAAAAAGUUAUGUGAAAUUUUAAACAAUGACACGAAUCGCCGAAAAUUAAGAGACAUUCAACAGCAAAUUGAUCCAAGAAUUAAAGAGUCAUUAGACGUUAUAGAUAUUGGAGAAGAUUGGUAUUCGACUUAUCAAGCCAUUCGUCAUCUAGUAAUGUUACAGAACUCAAUUCAACAUUUUAGCAGAGAAAAUGAAAAGCUAAAAGAACAUAUGCUUUCUGAUUACGAAUUUGACAUUUGUAAAGAACUUGAAAUUAUCUUAAAACUAUUCUGUGAAUUAACUGAAAUGUUAAAUGAUUCAAAAUAUCCUGCAUUGAGUUUCUUGACCCCAGCAAUUGAAAAUCUUAAGCAAUAUCUUAGUAUUUAUCAACCUAAAAAUGAUAUCAUUCGACAGAUAAUAGAUAAUAUACUUGACAAUCUUAAGAAGAACUUUGGUGUGCCUUCGACUCUUGGAUUAUAUGGAUCUUUUUUUGAUCCUCGUUUCAAAAAAUUGCUUUAUAUUAAAAGU